This is a messenger RNA of Neurospora crassa OR74A, 3193 nucleotides long. RefSeq lists its product as hypothetical. Gene Ontology annotation, biological process: carbohydrate metabolic process. The transcript has a single exon. Bases 482 to 2740 code for a protein of 752 amino acids. The record is from RefSeq and is a predicted model, not a curated record. NCBI's taxonomy places the organism in Eukaryota, Fungi, Ascomycota, Sordariomycetes, Sordariales, Sordariaceae.
AAGGAAAGAGGGAUAGAUGGAGAGAUACUUGUGAGACGGAAAGGGAGCUGCGCAUAACAAGGAGACAAUCCAUCUGCUCUACUCUGCUCUGCUGGUUGAAGUUGAGAAGGGAUGGACUCAACCACACAAAAGCCUCCUUUUCUUUGAUAGUCUGUUCGACAACAACACUGGUUUGGGUAUGUUGUGUAACUUCCACUGUUCGACAACAAGCUCGAUAUCGAUGCGGUUAUUCUUUCCUCCCUUCGAGUUCAUCAUUUCCAGAUGGUACUUCUGAACCAGGUCUUUCGUCUUAAUCAUCUUCGGUGGUCAACAACCGGUUAAUGUGAUCAAAGAAGCGCCGGAUACUUACCACUUGACGAUCCUUCUUCGAAUAUUCAUCGCGGCCGCAACUUGACUUUAUCUUACCGCCCGUCAGGGCGCCAGGCCACAAAAAAAAAAAAAAAAAAAAAAAAAAAAGAGAAAGAGGCUCAAAAUCGACAACAUGGCGUUAUUACAGACUUUUAGCUCACGGCUUGGGCGUAUCCUCGCCCUCUCGACCUUCUUGGCUCUUUGCAUACUUCUCGUGGGAUAUCAGACAGCAUCGCCAUUGUCUAUUUACCGGCAAAACCCGGUCGUUCUUAAACAACCCGAAAGUGACCAGAAUAUCGGUCAAGGACACCAGACAACGGGAGAAGCGGGUGAUAAUAUGACACCACCGCCGCGGGAAACAUGGAACCAUCACGAAGGAAACACCGGCAUCCCCGCCAACUACGAGGAUGUCUCUCCUCCAACGACUCCUUCUGGAGGAGAAGAUAUCGAUGAGGAUGUAGGAACAGGGACUAUCCAAGCGGGUGAGGAGUGUGUAAGCUUCGAAAAGCUCCAGCGCAUGAAACCCGGUCCGCUAUCGGCCGGAAAGCGCCAGUUCCCCUACGUGCGCCCGCCACCACACUGUCGGACCUUCCAGCUUCCAGCUCUCGAGAAGCUCAUCGAGCGCAUGAGGACCGUGAUCAGAGACCCGGAUCUCUUCCGCCUCUUCGAGAACAGCUAUCCCAAUACUCUCGAUACCAUGAUCAAGUGGCACGGCUACGCUAGGAACAGCUCCCCCUGGGACACGAACAAUGGUGGCACACCCAAGUCCCCUGCCUCCUCCUCAGCUACCCCGGACGAAGCUCAGGACCCAGAAGAAGAAGAAGAAAAAGAAGAAGAAUCCAACCCUGAAACUGACGAAGAACUAACCUACAUUAUCACCGGCGACAUCGACGCCAUGUGGCUUCGCGACUCCGCCUCGCAACUUUACUCCUACCUCCCCUUCCUCACCCCGUCCCCCGACAAGAACUCUCUCGCCAGCCUGUGGCGCGGCCUCAUCAACUUGCACGCCCGCUACAUCGUCAUCUCACCCUACUGCCACUCCUUCCAACCGCCCCCCGAAUCCGGUAUCCCGCCCACGCGCAACGGCGCUUACGCCCAGAACAACCCACAACCCCCCUACGACCCGCAAAAAGUGUUUGAUUGCAAGUGGGAGCUCGACAGCCUGGCUUCUUUCCUGCAGAUCAGCAGCGCGUACCACGCCCGCGUUCCCGAAGAUUUGGCCUUCUUUGGGAAGUACAGGUGGAUCGAAGCCGUCCAGGCCGCCGUAGAUGCCGCGGCCGCGAUGAGACUCGGGACGUACGAUGAGGACGGAAAGGUCUUGCCCUCGGCGUGGACAUUUACGGGCUGGACGAAUAGGGGCAGCGAGACGCUGACGAAUGAUGGGCUGGGAAACCCAGUCAAAGAAAAUGGCAUGGUCAGGAGUGGGUUCAGGCCGAGUGAUGAUGCGUGUAUUUUCCAGCUGUUGACACCGAGCAACAUGAUGUUUGCGGCGUAUUUGGAGCAAGCGUCAGUGAUUAUGGAGGGGUUGGCUGGAUUGAAUGGGCUGGAGGUGGGGAAGAGAGAGAUGGCGAAGAAUGUGACGGUGCAGAUGCGUGAGUUGGCUAGGGGGAUUCGACAUGGGAUUGCUAAGGACGCGGUGGUCACUCACCGAGAGUUCGGUGAGAUGUUUGCGUAUGAGGUGGAUGGGUACGGAAGCGCGAAUCUGAUGGAUGACGCUAAUGUGCCUUCGCUGUUGGCGUUUCCGUUGUGGAAUUAUACUACCCAUCCGCUCGUCGACCCAAAGACCAUCAUCGCCAAGUCAACCCACGGCGACAGCCGUAACCACCAAGUCCCUAAACGCUCAGCAUCAGACCAAUCACCAUCCCUCGACGACGAACUCUCGCCUCCCUCACCUCCCUCCUCCUCCUCCUCUCCUCUGCCUCCCAAGCCCAAACCCUACAUCACCACCCCUCCCCCUUCCCACAACUACUCUUUGAUCAACCAAAAUACCCGGCGCUUCAUCCUCUCCCUCUCCAACCCUUACUUCGCCACCGGUCCCGCCCUCUCCGCCGUCGGCGGCCCCCAUCUCGGUCCCGGAAAAGGCUGGCCGAUGGCGGCCACGGUAGCCGCUUUGACAGCCUACAACUCGGAGCUGUCGGGCUUGUCUUCGGGCACGACGGAACAAGAAAAGGUGGUGAGCGAGCAGCUGCGGAUGAUAUUGGACUCGACGAGCGGGACGGGGGUAGUGCAUGAGACGGUGAACGCGUGGAAUGAGAAGGAUUGGACGAGAAGCUGGUUCGGGUGGGCUAAUGGAUUGUUUGGGGAGUUGAUAGUGAAGAUUGCGGAGGAGGAGGCGGGGAGGGGGGUCAAAUGGGAGAGCGGGGAGGGUUUGUUGGGACGGUUGUGGCAGUGAUGUGCGUGUGUUUGUGCAUGUUUUAUUUCUUAGGGUCUUUUGGAUUUUACUGGGUGUUUGAGCAGGAUAUAUCAUUGCCCGCUUGUAUGGAUGGCCUAUGUCUGUCCUGACUGGAAUAGGAAUGUUAUCUUGGAUCAGGUGAAAGCAUGCUGGGCGUUGACGGCGUUGACAGUGAGUAUCUGACAGUUGAUGGGAAUAAUGGGAUCGUUACUUGCGAAGUCUCGGGAAUUUCGAUCAUAACGACUUCCUUUUCCUGCAGGCACCUUUUUUUUCUCUUUUUAUCACUGUUUACCCUCCCUACCAAACCCUGACCGUACACAUACAAAGAGUUCUCGUACUCAUCUUCAUACUUUGGAUGCUCGGAUCCCAGACCAUGUCAGGUUCAUAGCGGGUUAGGUCCUGAUCUCAGUUAAAACGAAACCCAUCAAUAACCAGAAUGCAAGAAUAACUCAG